UGAGCAAGGAGAGGACUUAUCUCCAGCAUCUUGCUUCCCAGAGCAGGGCUUGGGUGGAGAAGGGCUGAAGGAUCUGGCUUCAUUCUAGAAGCACUUUCCUCGCCGUGAGUGGGAGCGCAGCGGAAGCCAUGAGCGGUGCUGCAGGGAGCAGGGAGAGAGGCGAUCCCUCUGCACAUGUGUUUCACUUUGAUGGCUGGAGAAAGCCUAGUAGCUUCCAGUCAGCCUGCUAAAGCCAGAUUGAAGAAUAGACAGAGUACGGUUUCAAAGCAACCCGAAAAAGAACGGGAAUGCUGUUCAGGAAAUUCUUCAGGCAUGGGCAGGGACUUGGCUACAGUUCUGCAGUUGGAAAAUCUGACUGGGGCAGCUUCUGAACACAGGCAGGGCCUGCUCACACUCAGCGGGUUCAGUGGCCGCCUCCUUCCCAGCUGCUCAGCACAGCCAGGAGCAGGCAGCUGCCAUCGCCAGCAGGCCGUUUGCUUUGGGAAAGCGAGGAGAUGCCUCAAGAGCAGUACACACACCACAGGAGCACCAUGCCCAGCUCCGAGGGGCCGCAGGUGUACAAAGUGGGGAUUUACGGCUGGAGGAAACGAUGCCUGUAUUUCUUUGUCCUACUCCUCAUGAUUUUAAUAUUGGUGAACUUGGCCAUGACCAUCUGGAUUCUCAAAGUCAUGAACUUCACAAUUGAUGGAAUGGGAAACUUGAGAAUCACAGAAAAAGGUCUAAAGCUAGAAGGAGACUCAGAAUUCCUACAACCUCUCUACGCCAAAGAAAUUCAGUCCAGACCAGGUAGUGCCCUGUACUUCAAAUCUGCCAGAAAUGUAACUGUGAACAUUCUCAAUGAUCAAACUAAAGCCCUAACUCAGCUGAUAACAGGGCCAAAAGCUGUAGAAGCUUAUGGCAAGAAGUUUGAAGUGAAAACGGUUUCUGGAAAAUUGCUCUUCUCUGCGGAUGACCGUGAAGUGGUGGUGGGUGCAGAGAGAUUAAGAGUUUUAGGCGCUGAGGGCACAGUGUUUCCUAAGUCCAUAGAAACACCUAACGUCAGGGCAGACCCCUUCAAGGAACUAAGAUUAGAGUCCCCAACCCGAUCUCUGGUGAUGGAAGCCCCAAAGGGAGUGGAAAUAAAUGCAGAAGCUGGCAACAUUGAAGCCACCUGCAGAACUGAGUUGCGACUGGAAUCCAAAGAUGGAGAGAUUAAAUUAGAUGCUGCGAAAAUCAAACUACCUAGACUGCCUCACGGAUCCUACACCCCCACAGGAACGAGGCAGAAGGUCUUCGAGAUUUGCGUCUGCGCCAAUGGGAGAUUAUUCCUGUCCCAGGCAGGAACUGGUUCCACUUGUCAGAUAAACACAAGUGUCUGCCUCUGAGAGACUCCACAGAGUGGACCAUGUCGGCAGCAGGAAGGCCGAUUUUUGGCUUUAGACAUUGGCUGCCAGCUAUUUUUACUAGAACACAGAAAGCCUAUCAAAGACCUUUUACGUGUGAGUGUGUGUAUAUGCGUGAGUGUCUGUGUGUGUGAGU
Molecule: messenger RNA, 1518 nt
Organism: Octodon degus (degu)
Lineage: Eukaryota; Metazoa; Chordata; Mammalia; Rodentia; Octodontidae
Gene: Sgcd
Product: sarcoglycan delta
Exons: 8
Coding region: 495-1364 (289 amino acids)
Biological process (GO): heart contraction; cardiac muscle tissue development
Cellular component (GO): sarcolemma; sarcoglycan complex
Source: RefSeq, a predicted model, not a curated record